Messenger RNA from Hydra vulgaris (swiftwater hydra), 1093 nucleotides. RefSeq names its product elongator complex protein 5. Gene Ontology annotation, molecular function: tRNA binding. Gene Ontology annotation, biological process: tRNA wobble uridine modification. The record is from RefSeq and is a predicted model, not a curated record. NCBI's taxonomy places the organism in Eukaryota, Metazoa, Cnidaria, Hydrozoa, Anthoathecata, Hydridae. Gene Ontology annotation, cellular component: nucleus; elongator holoenzyme complex; cytosol.
AUUAAAUGUAAGUUUUAUGCUUUAUUUUCCAGUUUUUUUAUGAAUACAUUUUUCAUUUUCUGUAUAAAAGUAUGUUAUCUCUACUUCAUGGCAAAGAGGUGGCAUCAGUUAAUGUAUUUGUAGAUGGUAGCUGCGAUGAAAACUUGAAGAUUUUGCUGAUUCGAGAGCUAGAUAGAAAAAGAGAACGUGUUUUGGUUUUAUGUUACAGCUCAUUACCUUCCUACUACAAAGAUUUUUCAGACAAAUACAUAUUUUAUGAUGGGUUUUCUGACCCUCUUAAUUGGGAAGCUGGUAUGACUAGUUUAAACAAACUUGAAGAUAUCCAUGGUUUUAUUAGCCAGUAUUCUUCUCAAAACUCACUGCUUGUUAUUGAUAAUCUUGUAAUAUUUGGGAGAUCUAUUGGUUGCAUUGAUAAUAAUGGUGAAUGGAAGGGUUUGCUGAACAUACUGUGUGAUCUCUCAAACAGAAUUCCCAUAAUGGUAUUUAUUGAUCCUACUUUAGCAGAUGAAUCCAACAUAAAGAUGUUAAAACAUAUUGCUCAAUUUAGUGCUGAGCUAUUAGAAAAUCAAAACAGCUUUACUUGUAAAUCUAUAAUGAAAAAAAAAACAGGCAAAGUUAUUGAAGAGAUUAAUUUGCUAACUAUGACUGGUAAUCAAUUAAUUGUGUCAAAAGACAAUACGCGUUCCAGUACUAGAAAAAUUGAGGAGGUUGAUCCAUCUUCAAAUCUUACUUUUAACUUAAAUUUAUCUUCUUCUGAAAAAGAAUUGCGUGCUAAAACAAAACUUCCUUACCUCUUCGAUCAAAAAACCAAAGAUUCUUACUUGAAUAGAGUAAACGAUUGCCCGGUUAUUUACCAACCAGACGAAGCAGAUGAUUUUGAUGAAGAAGAUCCAGACGACGAUCUAGAUAUAUGAAAAUUAAAAUAAUGGCAUCAGUGGGGUGUUGAUCAAGAUCAUUUUCAGCAAUGCUAAGUUUAAAGAGUAUUCUUUAAGUUAGCUGUCUCAAAAAGUUCUGGGAUAAUUUAAUGUAUAGUUUAUAUAAAAAGUUGUAUUCUUUACAGUCAAAUUUUAUUCAAAUAAUUUUAAAAACCAUU